Vanderwaltozyma polyspora DSM 70294 is the source of this 1143-nucleotide messenger RNA. It is a transcript of the gene PPX1, whose product is annotated as exopolyphosphatase. The transcript has a single exon. Gene Ontology annotation, molecular function: exopolyphosphatase activity. Bases 1 to 1143 code for a protein of 380 amino acids. The record is from RefSeq and is a predicted model, not a curated record. NCBI's taxonomy places the organism in Eukaryota, Fungi, Ascomycota, Saccharomycetes, Saccharomycetales, Saccharomycetaceae. Gene Ontology annotation, cellular component: cytoplasm.
AUGAGUCAAACGUUGAAAUCCUUCUUACUGCAUUUAAGGAACAAUUAUAUCACUAAAUUAGGGAGCAGUUCUAGAUUGAAAAUUGCUAUUGGUAACGAAUCUGCAGAUUUUGAUUCAGUUGUUUCAGCAAUUGGCUAUGCCUACUGUGACUAUAUUUCAGGGCAUCAGGACGGUUAUAUUGUUCCUGUUAUCAAUGUCAAUAGACCUGAUUUGAAGAUGAGGAGGGACAUUGUCUUUGCACUUCAGAAAUUUGACAUAGAUGAUGAUUUAUUAUUCUUUAAAGAAGAUUUAGAAGAAUGGAGUGGAAGGUCGGUGUCCAUUGAAGCCGUUCUAGUCGACCAUAAUGUCAUUUCAAGAUCCAUUAAAGAAUUUGUGGGUAGUAUUAGCAGCGUUAUUGAUCAUCACAAAGACGAAGGGCUAUAUUUGGAUGCUACACCAAGAAUUGUUAAGACAACAGGAAGUUGUUCGUCCUUGGUUUUCAAUUAUUGGCAAGAAAAGCUAGGUAACAAUCCUAGCUUAAAUCCAAUUGUCCCUUUAUUACUUGGUGCAGUCUUAAUCGAUACUUCAAAUUAUCAAUAUAAAGUAGAGACUCCCGAUAUAGAGGCAUUGGAGAGAUACAAGAUGUAUCCUACAUAUAUAGAAAGGAACAGAUACUAUGAAGAGUUGAAAACUGCAAAAGAUGAUAUUAAAGGAUUAUCUAUUAUUGAAAUUUUGAGGAAAGAUUAUAAACAGUUCGUUUUCACAAAAAAUAAUACUAAAAUUACAAUUGGUAUUGCGUCAAUCGUCAAAUCUAUGGAUUGGUUAUAUAAUGAAUACAAUGGUUCUCAAAAUUUCGAAGAUGGUUGUCUGCAAUUUUUAAACUCUAAAGACAUUGACAUCCUUCUGCUAAUGACUGCAUGGAGUGAUGAGAAUGGUUUCAAUAGAGAACUAGUGGCGAUUCCAAAACCUGAAUUUGCGAAGUUGUCAAAUACAUUGAUCAACCAGGUAAAUGAUAAAUUGGAAUUGAAACCUGUAAGUAACGGGAAUAUCAAAAGAGCAAGUCUGGAUUCAAGUCCAACAUUAGCAUUUAAACAACUUAACACACAAGCUAGCAGAAAACAAGUAGCACCAUAUAUCGAAGAAGCUUUCAAAAAUUUGAACUAA